AUGUUGUCUGUAUCAUCUCGAACAGGCAAAAAGACAACAGAUGAUAUACAACGACGUCUUCAAUCAGUGCUCGGUUAUACUCCGUAUGCAAUUUAUUUUGGUUUUGUUCCGUUUGUUAUUUAUUUGGGCUUUAAACUUGGACCGGAUCCAGGUACACCGGAAUUUUCAUUAAUGAAUCUAUUACCUAUUGAAGAAAUAUAG
Rotaria sordida is the source of this 201-nucleotide messenger RNA. The record is from the annotation of a GenBank genome assembly. NCBI's taxonomy places the organism in Eukaryota, Metazoa, Rotifera, Eurotatoria, Philodinida, Philodinidae.